UCUUGCUUUCGAAAUCACGCUCAGUUUAUACGUAUAUCAAUUUCAAUAUAAUCGAAGAGUUAGCUGUGGUGCAUAAUUUGCGUAAAGAAACAUGACAUCGACGACGGCGGUUACCCUGAACUCUUUCAUGAGAAUCGUUGUUUUAAUGCUUUGCCCAGCUAGUCACCACUUUGUUCCGAUACAAAGUACCUUACGUGCGGAUGGCGUUGAAAAGUAUAUUAUUACCAGGAGCGAGAGGACCGACAACGACGUAUUCAAGGUUAUUUACAAAACUGGCUUCAAGUGCCCACAAGACGUUUGUGAAAACUCCUCUGCUUGGGCGAACAACACCGCACAGUGCACCUGUUCAUGUAAGGCCGACACUGCUACCUUCCUCCCACUAAUAGGAAGUUGUGGUGAUACAGCAAGUAUAAAAACAUCUCUGUUUGGAAAUUGCUCAGAAGCGCUUGGUUUGGAAAGUAGGAAAAUCAGUAGUUCCCAACUACGUGGGUCAGAUAGUUUUGCAGGUUUUGUUCCUUCGGAGGGAAGACUGAAUAAUGAUAAGGCCUGGUGCUCCAGAAGGAGUCAGCAAUUUUUUGAGAUCGACUUAUUGGAGGUCAGGCAUGUCUCAGCCCUUGCAACUCAAGGAUACCGAGGUGUGUCUAGUAACUAUGUCAAAACAUAUGAGAUGGCGUACAGUUAUGAUGGUGUAACAUGGUCUGACUACCAAGAUGAAAAUGGUCGCAAAAAGAUGAUAUCGUGA
Pocillopora damicornis (cauliflower coral) is the source of this 742-nucleotide messenger RNA. RefSeq lists its product as uncharacterized. NCBI's taxonomy places the organism in Eukaryota, Metazoa, Cnidaria, Anthozoa, Scleractinia, Pocilloporidae. The record is from RefSeq and is a predicted model, not a curated record.